GAGUCAGAAAUGGGUGGGGGAGAGCCAGCAUUUUUUUUUGUGAGAAGGACAACCGAGCCAUUCCUUUCCGUCCUUUGUGCAUCCUAUCGCGAAAACGUGGGGUGCGCGCGCAUAUUCCGUGUGCAUCGCGUGCUGCGUGCAGAUCGUGGAAUGAAAGAGCUAACAACCUUUAGGAAAGAAGGAGAUAGAGAAAAAGAAAGAACUAAAUUGUGAAAAAAAGAGAGAAAGAAACGAAAGAAGAACGGGGUGGUACGUAUGAUCCAACUCGAUGCCUAUCGUCGUCGAUCGUUCUUAACGAGCUACUCGCCUAGAAAUAUUAUCUGAACUGCCAACUGCAUCGACUACGAUACCAUCACCUACGAUAUCUUGCCAAGGAAAGGGACACUUAACAAAGGAAAAGCAAAUUUAAUUGGAAAAGGGAAGAAAAAUGUGGGCCGGCGAGGAUCAAACGCAACGUUAUAAAACCAGGUCGAAGAAGCAGCUUGUCGACUUGGAAUCAAGCAGAAUAAGCAUCUAUAAAAGUUGAUGCAACUGUGCAACAUUUCAAUUGUAUCGUCAGAUCUUUGCAUACCAAUGUAUUCAACUUUUCUACAAAUGAAAAGAGUAUGAAGAUCUAUGUUUUCGUCUAACCGAUAUGAAUCCGCUGAAUCUCUUGUCAUCCGCUUGGGAAUUAUAAGAAUUGGACAUCAGAAUAAAAAGAAAAUUACAAGGAUGAGACGAGAAAGAAAAUAUCUGAAAAGGGAAAGAAUAAAAUUGGAAAAUGGUUAAGCCGAACGAUGAAUCAUUGUUUAUCCGAUGGAGCAUUGUUUGUCUGAUGUGAACAGAGUAUUGAAACCACCUGGUGGUGGGAGCAGCGAUAUUUUCGGUUCGACUCAAGACGAGACCAGUCCACGUCGUGUGAAAAAUCACAAUCAAUCACAACUUGGUAGCGCAUUGUUCGGCGACGCUACAGAUUCCAGCAGCAAUUCCAAUUUGACUAGCAACAACACCACAACAAUUGGCAAUAUGAUGGAUAACAACGGACCCGAGACAACAACAUCAACACGCUCCGGCAUAAAGCCCGGUAAUGAUUCAUACAAUCGCCUGUUUGGCCCUCCCGAUGCCCCACCCGCAACCCUAAACGCGAAAAAUUACAUGCGAAGCAAUAUAAUACCCCUCAAUGGGGGGGAUGAUACAACGUCGCCCGCUAAAAGUACAUCAAGCACCAAUUCGAGCUCGAGUAUCAUCCACAACGGCUUUACCAAUACCAACAAUUCUAACGUCAACGAUAUCACAGCUUUUAGGAGAAUCAAACGAUUUCGAGGAGCGUCCUGCAUGCCACGCAAUCCGGUCACCGGAGACGGAGUCGACGUGACGCCAUUGAGGCGCACACGAAGGUGUAGAGAUGGUAAUCCAGUAACUGGAACCGGGUAUACGUCUGAGACGCAGAAUGGAGGAUCAGCGAUGCAGAAUGGAACAGGUAGCUCAAGUUCCAGCAUAGGUGAGAAAUCGAAUGGUUCGUCGCCAACAGGAAAACCAGCAGGAACGCGUACCCGUGUCCCACCUGGUGGAUAUUCAUCUGGGCUUUGGUAAAAAGGGUUGUUGGAUCCCAUCAUCUUUCCAACAGCAGCAACGGAAACAGCAGCAGCACCACCACCAUCAAAAACAACAACAACAACAUAACAUCCCUUUCCAUCCUAGAGAAUGAACUAAAAGACAAAAUUUGGCGUGUCAAUGAUUGAAGAAAGGAAGAAAGAGAAGAAUAAAAUUAUGAUAAUAUAAAAAAACAAAAAACAAAAAAAUAACAACCAACAACAAAAUAAUAACAAAUACAAGGCUCUACUACCAUCUCUUAUUUCGACUCUUGUCGUAAAGUUCUAUUCUGUAUCGUGAAAAUAAUGAUGAAAGAAAAAUAGACACACAAGCAUUUUGUAACAACUCUCUACAAAUUUGCAGGGCAAACUAUAAAAAGGAUAAAAAGUCAAGAAAAAGAAAAAAAGAAAAAAAAAACAACACUAGCCAUCCAAAAUUAAUUAGACGUUUUUCUUUCUAUUUUCUUUUUGGAAAAACUUGCAUAAUCUAGCUGGUCGUCGAGUCAAAAGGAAGAGAAAAAAAAAACCAAUAAUAAUAAUAGUAAUUAAAAAAAAAAAAAAAAAAAAAAAA
Polistes canadensis is the source of this 2142-nucleotide messenger RNA. RefSeq names its product microtubule-associated protein Jupiter (gene Jupiter). Lineage: Eukaryota; Metazoa; Arthropoda; Insecta; Hymenoptera; Vespidae. Gene Ontology annotation, cellular component: nucleus. The record is from RefSeq and is a predicted model, not a curated record. The coding region runs from base 796 to 1572 and encodes 258 amino acids. The transcript has 8 exons.